AUAAGUUAUAGGAAACUUGAUGCAAUAAUCCACUCAACCUCCCAAAACCAAAGUAACCUGAAUGGAGGGAAAACCUUGAAGAUCCAAGUGUUCACCAUCUGAAACUCAACCUGCAGAUUUGUUGAAUUCAGUGUCUUUUGGCAUUCUCAGCUCAUUCUAUUUUCUCUUUGUACUCCUGCAGCUGAGUGGUACAACCAUCAUGGCUCUGGGACUGUGGGUAAGCCUGGACAGAGGCACCUAUCUCCGUCUCCUUGGUCCGUUCCCUGACAGAGCCCUGGAGUUCCUUAACGUUGGUUAUUACUGCAUUGCCACUGGGGGUGUGAUGGUUCUGCUCGGACUCGUGGGUUUCUGUGGAGCCCAAAAGCAGAGCAAAUGUCUGCUUCUUGGGUUCUUCUCCAUCAUCCUCAUCAUAUUCAUCACUCAACUGGCAGCCGCCGCCGUACUUUUGUACUACUCUGCCGAUGCAGCUGACAUCCUCACUGAGUGGCUAAAGUACAUGUAUGGCAUGGAUACUAUGAUCACAAACAUCUGGAACACCACCAUGACAAAGGUGGGACUCAAUGCAGACCCCAGCGCUGCCGUCCUGUCACUUUUCCGUUUUAUCUGCAUUUUCUGCUCUGUUCCUUCUUUCAUGAAUUGCUGCGGUUUUUUCAACUACACUGACUUUCUGGGAUCUAGGUUUGAGGCGCAGAACCAGGGCAACCUGCCACCCAGCUGCUGCAUGACCGACAUCGGCCCCUGCAGCCGCGCUGAGGCAGAGCGCAGACAGGUCAAGGGCUGUUAUGAGGUGAUCCUGCAGUCGCUCACGUAUCACGGCAACAUCGUGGGAGGCAUUUUAGUAAGCAUUGAAGGUCUGGAGAUUGCUGCCAUGGUCAUGUCCAGUUAUCUGUACUGCUACCUGGACAACUGAAUCGCUGCUACUUCUGUUGAGAAGAUGGAAUAA
Molecule: messenger RNA, 943 nt
Organism: Oryzias melastigma (Indian medaka)
Lineage: Eukaryota; Metazoa; Chordata; Actinopteri; Beloniformes; Adrianichthyidae
Product: tetraspanin-1
Cellular component (GO): membrane
Source: RefSeq, a predicted model, not a curated record